CGCCGGAAAUACUUGUGAAACAUCUUCGAGACGACUCGCUCUCCUGAUCCCCUCAGUACCCGCGCGCAUCCCGCGCCCGUAGUCGUCUAAAAUGGGUCGCAGAAAGAUCGAAAUCAAAGCGAUCAAAGAUGACCGUAACCGCUCAGUCACAUUUCUGAAGCGAAAGGGUGGGUUAUUCAAGAAGGCGCAUGAGCUCGCUGUUCUUUGUUCCGUGGACGUCGCAGUCAUUAUCUUCGGUCACAACAAAAAACUCUACGAGUACUCUUCUUGUGACAUGCCAGAGGCUCUUGGGCGCUAUCAUUACUUCGGUUCUCCCCAUGAACACAAAGGACCCGGUGAUUUUGAAGGCAAACGCGACGAUGAAGAUGAUGAAGACGAGACUACCCCGGCCCCCGAAGAGAUGCAAGCCCAGCAGAGCCACCCUGCGGUUCCGCCUCACCUCCAACAGCCCGGUUUCCAACACAUUCACCAUGCUCCGUCUGCGUCUCCUCCCAUCCCUAACGGCCUUCCAAUAUCGCGACAUGGCACUCCACUCUCACAAGGUGUCUCUCGACCCACGUCUAGAAACCACACCCGUCGUGUCAGCUCGAACCUUGGCCCGCAUGGACACGCUACUCCGCCGCCGCCUCCUGCGCCCCAAAAUGGAUUCGCAUAUAUGACAAACCCUUCCAUGUAUAACCCCAAUGUUCAUUCCGCCAUGAAUCAGCAACGCCCCGGGCAAUACCAGCAAUACGGCCACCCCCAACCGGGUCCACAGGGAACGCCGCCUCAGGGAAUGCACCACCAGCACGGCAUGCCCUCCCAGCCCAUGCCUCCCCACCAAGGCGCGCAGCAUUUCCAACACCCCCACGCGGUAGCCUCGCAGCAGAUGGGAAUGCCGCCGGGAUCGCAUGCGCCGGUGCAACAAGUCACACAAGCGUAUAUGUCGGAGCCGGGUAGAGGGUCUAUGCCCCCGGCAUAUACACCGGAGUCCCAGGAUCGUACGGCUCCAGCAAACGAGGGCUCACAGGACAAUGUUCCGGGUGGUUUGAAGCCGGACCAAACCCAGUCACCGCCACAAUCAAGGUCGUUCUCCAAGUCUCGCAGUAUCUUUACCCCGAUCGACGAUCGGGGGUCGGUUCUUGCCCGGCAUUUUGGAGCAGGAGCGCCGGCAUUCGAGUCACCUCGUGCGAAUCAAGCAAUGAAGCCGGACUCACAGGGCAAUUCACCCGAUUCCAAGAGUACCCCUAUAAGCGAGGCUUCGCAUCCACAGUCAAUGCCAUCAGCGGCAAACGUCAAGCGGCCCACUCGAAGUAAUAGUGGUGCACUCACGUCAAAACGCCCUCAACUCAAGGUUCAGAUUCCAAGCGAGAACUCUGAUCGGGGCAGUACGACGGGUGAAUCAUCUUCACGCGACUCUGCUGGCAAUAAAACGGUGACACCUGCGAAAGAUAAUCCUCCUACGGCAGGAGUGGUUCUACCCCCCCAUCGCCAUCUGCAGGGGCGAUUCUCAGCGCUGGCGCCCAGGGACCUCCAAAUCCAUUUGCUCGCCCUCCGCCACCGGAACAAUUCACAUGGGAACAAUGCCGGCAAUACGAACAAUGGAAACACCCAGAAUAAACACGAAACACCGAUAUCUGCGCUACCAAGCCGAUUCAUGUCCGAUGCCCUUCUCCCAUCACCAUCCAGUUUCUUCGCCGAUGACUGGGCCUUUGGCCGCUCAGGACCAGACUCGAACUUAUUGCCCAGUCCAUUGAAUUUCCCAACCCCAGCGGUACAAAGCGGACCCAGCUUCUCUCGCGAUGAUGAACAAGAUAAGAAACGCAAGAGCCCAGAUAGUGGGUCCGGAGGAGAAGGAGCCAGCAAAAAGGCAAAAACUGAUGGGAGUUAA
Molecule: messenger RNA, 1870 nt
Organism: Penicillium cinerascens
Lineage: Eukaryota; Fungi; Ascomycota; Eurotiomycetes; Eurotiales; Aspergillaceae
Gene: rlmA
Product: SRF-type transcription factor RlmA
Exons: 4
Coding region: 92-1870 (592 amino acids)
Biological process (GO): positive regulation of transcription by RNA polymerase II
Molecular function (GO): protein dimerization activity; RNA polymerase II cis-regulatory region sequence-specific DNA binding; DNA-binding transcription factor activity, RNA polymerase II-specific
Source: RefSeq, a predicted model, not a curated record